UAGAUUCCUUAUCUCUCUCUCUCUCUCUCUCUCUCUGUGUUAUUAAUCUGCUAUUUCACACUCAAAUGUUAGAUUUCCUUCGCUGCAAAAACCAAUUAGCAAAAGAGGGAGGAAAGAGAGACAUAAGUUCCAUUCUUCCUCAAUCUCUCUUUCUUUCUUUCAAUUUUUUUGUUUUGUUCUAAAACAUUUCUUACAGUUUCCACAACCAUCAACAUUUUGCUCAUGAAUCAUCAAUCACCCACAUACCCAUUUCAGUUUCUGCAAUUUAUGGAAGAAAGUAAGAAGAGAGACAAGUACUCGUGGAUUUUCUUGUUUCCUCUGCUUCUGUUUUUUGCCUCUGGAUUUGCUUCAGCCCAGCACUGGGAUGGUGUGGUUGUAACCCAAUCAGAUUUCCAAGCUCUCAAUGCCAUCAAACAUGAACUCAUCGAUUUCAAAGGAGUUUUAAAGAGCUGGAAUGACAGUAGCUCCGGCGCUUGCUCUGGCGAUUGGGUCGGAAUCAAAUGUGUUAAUGGCCAAGUCAUUGCUAUCCAGCUUCCAUGGAAGGGCUUAGGCGGUCGAAUCUCCGAGAGAAUCGGCCAGCUUCAAGCCCUUCGAAGGAUUAGCCUCCACGACAAUGUCUUAGCCGGUACGGUCCCUUACUCUCUCGGGUUCUUACCCAAUCUCAGAGGAAUUUAUCUCUUCAAUAAUCGCCUUUCGGGUUCAAUCCCACCUUCAAUUGGUCACUGUCCUGUUCUCCAGACUCUUGAUCUCAGCAAUAACGAGCUCACUGGUACGAUUCCUCUGAGUCUUGCAAACUCUACCAAGUUGUAUAGACUCAAUCUGAGCUUCAAUUCGAUAAUGGGUUCAAUCCCAGUUAGCCUAACUCAGUCUUCUUCCCUAACCUUCCUUGCUCUGCAACACAACAACCUCUCUGGCUCUGUUCCAGAUUCAUGGGGUGGAAGUGAAACCACAGAGAAGAAAAUUUAUCAGCUUCAAAUCUUGACCCUUGAUCACAAUUUGCUCUCUGGAAUGAUUCCAUCUUCUUUGAGCAAGUUGGGUAGCCUUGAAAUGCUCAAUUUGUCGGAAAAUUCUAUCAAUGGGAGCUUCCCAGCAAGUCUAACCAACCUCUCUUCUCUUGUUUCACUCAAUCUUGGAUCCAAUCACCUCAAUAAGCAAAUCCCAGAAACCAUUGACAGAUUACAGAACCUUUCAGUACUGAUCUUGAAGAACAACCAGUUCAAUGGCCAGAUUCCAGAAACUAUUGGGAAUAUCUCUACCAUCACUGUACUUGAUUUGUCUAACAACAAUUUCACCAGCAGAAUCCCAAAUUCACUUGCCAAAUUACCCAACCUUACUUAUUUCAAUGUUUCCAACAACAAUCUUUCUGGCAUUGUUCCUCCUCUCCUCUCCAAAACCUUCAAUUCAAGCUCUUUUGCCGGGAAUUUGCAGCUUUGUGGGUAUAGUCCCUCGAGUCCAUGUCCUUCUCCCCCGCCUCAAAUGCUGCCUUCAUCUCCACCCCCAGAGGGUUCAAAUCAUCGCCAUCGUGGCCUUAAUACGAAGGACAUAAUUAUUAUAGCAGCUGGAGUCCUCCUUGUGGUUCUUUUGCUACUCUGCUGUGUUUUAGUCUGUUGUCUGGUCAAGAAAAAAGUGAUUGGAAAGAAAAACAAUGGGAAAAAAGCCGGUGGUCAGCCUGCAGGGGGAGGCGAGAAGGCAGUCCCUUCUGAAACUGGGGCUGAAGUUGAGUCUGGUGGCGAAGCGGGUGGUAAAUUAGUCCAUUUCGAUGGGCCAUUUGUGUUUGGAGCAGAUGAUCUGUUGUGUGCGACAGCGGAGAUAAUGGGGAAGAGCCCGUAUGGAACGGUGUACAAGGCGACUUUGGAAGAUGGUAAUGAGGUCGCGGUGAAGAGGUUGAGAGAGAAAGUCGCGAAGGGACAGAAGGAGUUUGAGAGUGAGGUUGUGGCGCUUGGGAAGAUUCGACAUCCGAAUGUGUUAGCCCUCAGAGCAUAUUAUUUGGGACCCAAAGGAGAGAAGCUUCUUGUUUUUGAUCAUAUGCCUAAUGGGAGUCUUGCAACCUUCCUCCAUGCUCGAGGGCCUGAAACCACAGUACCAUGGCCCACAAGGAUGAACAUAGCAAUGGGCAUCACACGAGGACUACACUACCUGCACACCCAAGAGAACAUAAUGCAUGGAAACCUCACAUCGAGUAAUGUACUACUCGAUGAAACAAAUCCAAAAAUUGCAGAUGUUGGCCUCUCUCGCCUCAUGACCAAUGCAGCCAACACCAAUGCGCUUGCCACUGCUGGUUCUCUUGGGUACAAUGCCCCAGAGCUCUCAAAACUCAAAAAUGCCAACACAAAGACCGAUGUCUACAGCCUCGGAGUGAUCAUAUUGGAGCUCUUGACUGGAAAAUCCCCAAGUGAAGCAACAGAUGGUGGAGAUUUACCUCAGUGGGUGGCUUCGAUUGUGAAAGAAGAGUGGACUAAUGAAGUGUUUGACGUUGAGUUAAUGAGAGACGGGUCCAAUUCUGGCGAUGAUGAGUUGCUCAAUACAUUGAAAUUAGCUCUGCAUUGUGUCGAUCCCUCUCCAUCAGCACGCCCAGAGGCUGAGCAAGUUCUUCAACAGCUUGAGGGGAUUAAAGAUUCAUCAAAAACCGAUUAAAGAAAUUUCUUAAAUGAUUAGUAGAAGGAAGAGGGCGGUUUGGGUAGUUGACAAAUUUUUGUUUUAUUAGGCUUGUUAUAAUUUCAUUUGUUAAUGUGCAUAUAUAGAUAAUAAGUAAGUCUAUACGAGAUUGUUUCA
Camellia sinensis is the source of this 2772-nucleotide messenger RNA. Its product is annotated as probably inactive leucine-rich repeat receptor-like protein kinase IMK2. NCBI's taxonomy places the organism in Eukaryota, Viridiplantae, Streptophyta, Magnoliopsida, Ericales, Theaceae. Gene Ontology annotation, molecular function: protein binding; ATP binding; protein kinase activity. Gene Ontology annotation, biological process: protein phosphorylation. The record is from RefSeq and is a predicted model, not a curated record.